Molecule: messenger RNA, 1077 nt
Organism: Miscanthus lutarioriparius
Lineage: Eukaryota; Viridiplantae; Streptophyta; Magnoliopsida; Poales; Poaceae
Source: the annotation of a GenBank genome assembly
AUGCUCAUCAUUGGCCGGAUCCUACUCGGCUUCGGUGUUGGGUUCACCGCGCAGGCGGCUCCGCUGUAUCUCGCCGAGACAUCACCCAAGAGAUGGCGUGGCGGCUUCACCACGGCCUACCAUUUCUUCCUCGUCGCCGGCACGCUCGUCGCCAACUACUUCACCAACCGGAUUCCCGGCUGGGGCUGGCGCGUCUCCCUCGGCCUCGCCGCCGUGCCAGCCACCGUCAUCGUCACGGACACGCCCAGCAGCCUCGUGCUGCGCGGCGAGCCAGACAGGGCCCGCGCGUCGCUCCAGCGCAUCCGCGGCGCUGACGCCGACGUGGAGGCCGAGUUCAAGGACAUCGUCCGCGCCGUGGAGGAGGCGCGCCGGAACGAGCUGGAGGGCGCGUUCACGAGGCUGCUGCGCGGCAAGGGGUACCGGCAGUACCUGGUGAUGAUGGUGGCCAUCCCGGCCUUCUUCGACCUCACCGGCAUGGUCGUGAUCUCCGUCUUCUCGCCGGUGCUGUUCCGGACGGUCGGGUUCGACAGCCAGAAGGCCAUCUUCGGCGCCGUCAUAAUCAGCCUCGUCAGCCUGUGCGGCGUGGUGCUGUCCACUCUCGCCGUCGACCGCUGCGGCCGGAGGUUUCUGUUCCUCGCCGGCGGCACCGACAUGUUGCUUUUCCAGGUAGCCGUGUCAUGGGUACUGGCGAACCACCUCGGCAAGCACAACGCGGUGACGAUGCCCAAGAAGUACGCGGUGGGCGUGGUGGUGCUCGUGUGCCUGUACACGUUCAGCUUCAACCUGUCGUGGGGGCCGCUGAAAUGGGUGGUGCCGAGCGAGAUCUACCCCGUGGAGAUCAGGUCGGCGGGGCAGGCCAUUACGCUGUCAGUCGCGCUCACCCUCUCCUUCACGCAGACGCAGGUGUUCAUCUCGAUGCUCUGCGCCAAGUAUGCCAUAUUUCUCUUCUACUCCGGAUGGGUGCUGGCCAUGACGGUUUUCAUCGCGGCGUUCUUGCCGGAGACCAAAGGCGUGCCGCUGGAGACCAUGCGGUCGGUGUGGGCAAGGCAUUGGUUCUGGAGGAAGUUCGUCGUCUAG